This is a messenger RNA of Henningerozyma blattae CBS 6284, 2598 nucleotides long. RefSeq names its product putative AAA family ATPase SAP1 (gene SAP1). Gene Ontology annotation, molecular function: ATP hydrolysis activity; ATP binding. The transcript has a single exon. The record is from RefSeq and is a predicted model, not a curated record. Lineage: Eukaryota; Fungi; Ascomycota; Saccharomycetes; Saccharomycetales; Saccharomycetaceae. The coding region runs from base 1 to 2598 and encodes 865 amino acids.
AUGGAUAAUAAUAGUAGAGGAUUCUUUACAAAAUUGAAAAUACGCAAGAAGCCUCAGCCUAUUUCUGAUCUCACUGAGUUAUAUGGUACAGUUGCAAAGGAAUCUAUAUAUUACAUUAAAUUAGAAGAUCAGGAACAGUAUGAACAGGCCCUUCAAGGUUGGAAAGGACUAACGACGGAUACAAUGUACCGAUUAACACAAAUUGAAAAACUGUAUCCGGAUAUUUUAAGCUAUUCUAAGGAUGAGCUAAGUUUAAAGAAUGGAGUACGUGAGCUGUAUCAUAAAGCAUGCAAUAACUUAGAAAGGGUUCAAGCAUUAUACGAUCAAAAUCCAUCAAUGAAUUAUUCCGUGGACAUGGGGAGCUUUGAUGAUAGUACUAUUACUCCCAAAAAAAAUCACUCUAUAGAUACUCUGCACACUAUUCCAAUUAUUUCUGGCCCAUCUAACUUCCAGGUAAUUUCAUCCUUUGAAGGAUCACCACAAAGUAAUCAAAAUAGUCCAUUAGGUAGAACUAUUCAAUUAAUUCAAUCAAAAGAUAUAAAAGAUCAUAGUCCCAGUAAAAAAAUGAAUACAAGUUUAAGAACAACCCAACAACUCCAGCAGACAUCCAAUAUGUAUAGUUUACGAAGCAUACAUAGUAAUGGGGGGUCUUCGGGUACUACUAGUAGCGAACUUCUAAACACGGGAAACUCUGCAUAUCCAGGUACUGUUGCUAAAUCAAAAAAGAGGAAUUAUAGUACCCCAUCUUCUGUUAAUACAAGUAAGCAUAGCAUACCUGAUACAAAACUUCAGCAUUCACAAGACAUGGAAAAUCUUGAUAAUUUUACUGAUUUCUCUCAACUAUCACUAGAUGAAGAAUCUGACAUUGUUGAAUAUAAUAAAUAUGACUUAUAUACAGAAGGAAAUGACCGUACUUAUAGUAAUUCCAAUAGUAUGCAUACAACAUCAAGACAAAGGAGUAAUAAACAGAAUGCUGAUAAAUUGCCGAAAGUUAGAUCUAAGUUAUCGAUUCCAAAACUUUCACAAACCUUAUCAGAACCAAAUUCUACAACAUUAACAAAGACUGAAAAAGAUCGAAAAGCAGCACUGUCGUCCAAUUCUAAAGACUCCAUUUCGUCAGGGAAAAGUGCAUUUUCUGCAGGAGCAUCGUCGAAUCCUUUAAGAAAAGAAAACAUGAAAAAAAACAAAUCUCUAAGUUCUCUAACUAAUAAUUCUAACACAUUAAAGCAUCCACAUCAAUCAAAUACCAAGCCACAAUCCAGCUCAUUCUUAGAAAAAAUGAACUAUAAACAACAUUCUGGAACAUCUGUAACUGCUGCAAAGGCUGUAUUUAAUCCUAAGGGUCAGAACUCACUUCCUUCUUCAUCAUAUGCAUUACAAGUAAGGCAGUUAAAACAAAAAUAUCACACAGGCUUUCCAUCUGAUAUAAAUAAGAAAAAUGAAGAAUUAGAAAAACCAAGAAGAAGAAGGAAAGCAGGCAACACUCAGAUAGCAAAUAAAGUUUCUGGGAAGUCUACAAAAAAAGCUAAUGUAUCAACACAAGGGAAAAAAAUUAAUGAGAGUAAAUCAUCGAUACAGACAAGCACUCAUUUGCCAAAUUCUAAGCAUGAUAACUCUACUAUUGAAAAUAAAUAUAAUAUGACUAAGGAAGAAUUGGAGGACAAUAUCAUUGAUUCAAUUCCGGGAAUUGAUAAAGUAGCUGCCAAACAAAUCUUUAGUGAAAUUGUUGUUCAUGGAGAUGAAGUUUACUGGGAUGACAUUGCUGGAUUAGAGAAUGCCAAAAAUUCUUUGAAAGAGGCUGUCGUAUACCCAUUUUUAAGGCCUGAUCUUUUUCGUGGUUUAAGAGAACCUGUUAGAGGAAUGCUUCUGUUUGGACCACCUGGUACAGGAAAAACGAUGCUUGCCAGAGGUGUCGCUACUGAGUCGAAAUCUACAUUUUUUUCUAUCAGUGCAUCAAGUUUGACAUCAAAAUAUCUAGGUGAAAGUGAAAAAUUGGUUAGAGCCUUGUUUGCUAUCGCCAAAAAGCUUUCCCCAUCCAUUGUUUUUGUUGAUGAAAUUGAUUCAAUUAUGGGAAGCAGAGAUGAAAAUGGUGAAAAUGAGUCUAGCAGACGUAUUAAAAAUGAGUUUUUGAUACAAUGGUCUUCAUUGUCAAAUGCCGCAGCAGGUAAAAGUGAAGAUGAUGAAAGGGUAUUGAUACUCGGAGCUACUAAUUUACCAUGGUCAAUCGAUGAGGCUGCAAGAAGAAGAUUUGUAAGAAGACAAUAUAUUCCACUUCCAGAGGCAGAAACACGUAAAAUACAAAUAAUGAAACUUCUAUCAUAUCAAAAGCACAAAUUAGAUAAUGAAGAUGUCGACAAACUUCUAAAACUAACAAACGGAUAUUCAGGAAGUGACAUCACUUCAUUAGCAAAGGAUGCAGCUAUGGGGCCUCUACGAGAGCUAGGAGAUCAGUUAUUGCAUACCUCUACAGAACGCAUUCGUCCAGUAGAAUUAAGAGAUUUUAAGAAUAGUUUAAAAUACAUUAAACCUUCGGUAUCACAAGAAGGGUUAAAAAGAUAUGAAGAAUGGGCCUCACAAUUUGGCUCAUCUGGAGUUUAA